AUGGUUUACAGAAAACUUAACAGAACAUCAUCACACCGCAAGGCCACUUUACGUAGUUUGGUCACACAUCUAAUUGAGCACGAGUCUAUCACAACAACUCACGCCAAGGCCAAAGAAGCACAGACUGCAACUGAAAGAUUAAUACAAUUAGCCAAAAACCGUUCGCCGAACUUGGAUGAUGCUAAAACGCGAGCUCUGCAGUACAUUUACAAACCCACAGAGACCCUUCCUAAACUUUUUGGCGAGCUUUCCGAAAGAUAUGGCAACAGAGCCGGUGGUUACACCCGUGUGUUGAAGCUUGAGCCUCGUCUCGGUGAUAAUGCUCCCCAAUCUAUCCUUGAGCUGGUAGAUGGAAAGCGCGAUAUGAAGUUUGCUCUUACUGCCCGUGCUGUUGCUCGUCUUGAGGCACAAGGCCAGGUUCUGGACAAGAAGACUAAAGAGUCUGUCAAGAAGAUUUACCGAUCCCGACCAAAUGGUGAGGAGGAGUUUCAAAAAGAGGUUGCCGAGAUGAAGGCUAGAUUCUACAGCUCGGAGGAAUCGCUUGCAAACCUGCCCACUCCAAAGCCUAAAAAACAGAAGGCUAGCCUUAAAUUUGUUGAGAACCCUCUGCUGGCCAAGAAGGAGGCCGAGUCUUCAUAA
Messenger RNA from Magnusiomyces paraingens, 639 nucleotides. Its product is annotated as mitochondrial 54S ribosomal protein bL17m. Gene Ontology annotation, cellular component: mitochondrial large ribosomal subunit; ribosome. The record is from RefSeq and is a predicted model, not a curated record. Gene Ontology annotation, molecular function: structural constituent of ribosome. The transcript is spliced from 3 exons. NCBI's taxonomy places the organism in Eukaryota, Fungi, Ascomycota, Dipodascomycetes, Dipodascales, Dipodascaceae. Gene Ontology annotation, biological process: translation. Bases 1 to 639 code for a protein of 212 amino acids.